Paramecium tetraurelia is the source of this 831-nucleotide messenger RNA. RefSeq lists its product as uncharacterized. Lineage: Eukaryota; Ciliophora; Oligohymenophorea; Peniculida; Parameciidae. The record is from RefSeq and is a predicted model, not a curated record. The transcript is spliced from 3 exons.
AUGAUAACUUCACCUUAAGAGAUGAGAAUAUUAUCGAAAAGAUUCUUUGGUAACAAGAUCAUAGAUUCCAUUGUACUCGAGGAGAUGAAAGAAUAAUAUUAAAAUAAAGAGAGGAUAGCAAGUAUCAUUUAGAGAUGCUAUCCUGAAAGUUACAAGUUAUAUUCAGACUUAGAUCCUUAGCUUUUAAGUAUCUUCGUUCAAUAUUUUUUGAACUAACUUAAUUUUGUGAUUGAAAAAAAGUAUAUAUUUUAGAGAGCGACAUGUUUGUUGGAAUUGAGUGUGCAUUUAUUCAAUAUUUCAUGGGAAAAAAGGUGGAACAGAGAAAAAUCAUUUGAAGAAUUCAAACAAAUAAUUGUUCGACAUUCAUUAUAUAGACCACCGCAUAAUGUUUAUAUAUUUAGUUUGGAGAACUUGAAAGAGAUUUCAUCGCAUUUUCUAUCUACAUUCUUUAGAUUCUAUAGAGCCUACUUCUUCACAUUCACUCCUUGGGUUGAUAUUGUAGUUACAACAUAUCAGAAACAUUAAAUUAAAAAGGAUGUGAAGGAUUUAGAGUUGGAGAAGUUGAGAUAAGAGGCAGAAUAAUAUAAUGAUCAGAUUGAUCCAGAAAUGAUGGAAUAAUUAAUGAGUGGCAAUUCAAUAUACUAGAUUCCAGAAAAAAAGAAGAGGGAAAUGUUAGAAUAAUAACAAUAGAAGGAAAAAUAAGAAAGAAUAGAUAGAGUGCUUAAAAAGAGAUUAGAAGAAUUGUAAUAAGUGUUUGAUUAAAAAAUCAAGGAACAGGAUGAGCAUUUCAUUAAGUUAGCUGAAGAUUUAAAAAACCCAAAAAAAAAAUGA